Messenger RNA from Apodemus sylvaticus (European woodmouse), 2929 nucleotides. It is a transcript of the gene Mchr1, whose product is annotated as melanin concentrating hormone receptor 1. Gene Ontology annotation, biological process: neuropeptide signaling pathway. The record is from RefSeq and is a predicted model, not a curated record. Bases 1305 to 2366 code for a protein of 353 amino acids. NCBI's taxonomy places the organism in Eukaryota, Metazoa, Chordata, Mammalia, Rodentia, Muridae. Gene Ontology annotation, cellular component: neuron projection; membrane. The transcript is spliced from 4 exons. Gene Ontology annotation, molecular function: melanin-concentrating hormone receptor activity; neuropeptide binding.
UCCUCUAACCCUGCGUGGUGUACGACUGUGGAACCCAGAAUUCUGGAAUAAAGAAAUCCUCAUGUUAUUGCAUCAUUUCUCGGGAAACCAAACUGAGAAGAUGAAUUCUAGGAGUCGCAGCCCUGAAGAUGAAUCUUCAGUGUAGGAUGCUGGGAGACAUCGGUUAGCAGUCAGAUGUCCGUAGGCGUGCCACAGCUGGGAGUGAACCAGAUAUGACUGGCCCUGGCCUGGAAGUGACUUCACAGCAACAGAGUCCUGCCUGUGGUUGACUGAGCACAGCACAAGUAGAAAGGGAGGAGUUGACACAUGCAGCCUCCCUGGAAGAAGAGUGAAGGAGCAGCGGGUCGUAGGACCGCUGACCUGCUUCGGAAGCCUGGGAGGAAGACAGUGGAAGAGCCAAGUGCCCAGCUAUCAAUCCAGACACACCGUGAAAGCCAGAAGCUCUCCGGGACACCGCUCGAGGACCCUGGGAUGGUCUGCAGAGGUAGAGCAGUCUGCUGAAAAUAAGACCCAGGAUCUAAUUGUAAGGAGUCCCAGACAAAACCUCAGAACACUAGAAAAUAAAACCUCCAUGGUUGACCCCAAAUGAUCUUGCAGAGGGAAGUUUGUUCUGUCUGUACACCAGCCCCUGACUAUUGCCACCACGGAAAGCCUGGAACCACCUUUGCGCACCAGUCAAGGGCUAGCAACUGUCAUCUAGCCAAGGAGAUGUUUGGAAGUUACCAGGAUACAGGAAAGUUUUAGGGUCACCUCCAGAGUGCUUGGGGACCAGGAAUGUGUCAGUCCAAGCUUCUGAGUCCCCAGCACUGGGAACAGUACCCCUGGCUCUUGCCACGUGGUCCAGCUUCCUCAAAACAGCCAGCCCACUGCUUCCCCUACCCCCUUUGCUUUUGCAAAGACCUGGAUGGUCAUGCAAGACAAGCGGUAGGUAGCCUCUGUGAGCUCAGAAGACAGCCCAGGAGACAGCGAGAAGGAAGGCUCCUCCUCACCGGGUGACUUGAGCCCAGCUGCUGGCUCUGCAGGCAGUCGGGAGUAGGAGCCGCAGCCGGGACCGAAGAGGUUAACGAGCAUCUGCCUCCGAAUGUUAAUGUGUCUAGGUGAUGUCAGUGGGAGCCGGGAAGGAGGGAGUGGGGCGAGCAUUGGGCUCAGAGGCAGCAGAGGCUGCCAGGCGGUAGAGGAAGACCCUUUUCUGGACUGCGGGGCUCACGUUCAGGACAAGGCGGUGGCGGGCGCUGGAGGCUGCCGCAGCCUGCGUGGGUGGACAGGCACUCAACUCCAGGGAGCAGGCGACCUGCACCGGCUGCAUGGAUCUGCAAGCCUCGUUGCUGUCCACUGGCCCCAAUGCCAGCAACAUCUCCGAUGACCAGGAUAAUCUCACAUUGGCGGGGUCACCUCCUCGCACAGGGAGUGUCUCCUACAUCAACAUCAUUAUGCCUUCAGUGUUUGGUACCAUCUGUCUCCUGGGCAUUGUGGGAAACUCCACAGUCAUCUUUGCGGUGGUGAAGAAAUCCAAGCUACACUGGUGCAGCAACGUCCCUGACAUCUUCAUCAUCAACCUCUCUGUGGUGGAUCUGCUCUUCCUGCUGGGCAUGCCUUUCAUGAUCCACCAGCUCAUGGGUAAUGGUGUCUGGCACUUUGGGGAAACCAUGUGCACCCUCAUCACAGCCAUGGAUGCCAACAGUCAGUUCACCAGCACCUACAUCCUGACUGCUAUGGCUAUUGACCGCUACUUGGCCACCGUCCACCCUAUCUCCUCCACCAAGUUUCGGAAGCCCUCCAUGGCCACCCUGGUGAUCUGCCUCCUGUGGGCGCUCUCUUUCAUUAGCAUCACCCCUGUGUGGCUCUAUGCCAGGCUCAUCCCCUUCCCAGGGGGCGCUGUGGGCUGUGGCAUCCGCCUGCCAAACCCAGACACUGACCUCUACUGGUUCACUCUGUAUCAGUUUUUCCUGGCUUUUGCCCUUCCGUUUGUGGUCAUCACCGCUGCCUACGUGAAAAUACUACAGCGCAUGACGUCAUCGGUGGCCCCGGCCUCUCAACGCAGCAUCCGGCUUCGGACAAAGAGGGUGACCCGCACAGCCAUUGCCAUCUGUCUGGUCUUCUUUGUGUGUUGGGCGCCCUACUAUGUGCUGCAGCUGACUCAGUUGUCCAUCAGCCGCCCGACCCUCACAUUUGUCUACCUGUACAACGCGGCCAUCAGCCUGGGCUAUGCCAACAGCUGCCUCAAUCCCUUUGUGUACAUAGUACUCUGUGAGACCUUUCGAAAACGCUUGGUGUUGUCAGUGAAGCCUGCGGCCCAGGGGCAGCUUCGCACGGUCAGCAAUGCUCAGACAGCUGACGAGGAGAGGACAGAAAGCAAAGGCACCUGACAAUUCCCUGGUCACCUCCAAGUCAGGUCACCGCAUCAAACCGUGGGGAGAGAUACUGAGAUAAACCGGAAGCUAUCCUGGGAGGAUGCAGAAGCUGGAGGCUGGGGACUUGUAGCAACCACAUUCCAUGGGGCCCACAAAUUGCUAGGGAGGCUUGCAGUCAGGUUUGGGGGGAAGCUUCAGAUUUCAGGAAUCCUCUUGGCAGAAUAGAAGCUGAACAUAGAAGGAAACGGUGGUUUGACUGGUUCGCGGGGUCCGUAUCUUUCUCUCAAGGGAAGAGGGUGAAGGCGCCUAGCUGGGUUCCUUUAAAACUAGGCAGGGCUAGGAACUGAACAGCUAGGGCUAUACUGUGAGCCUGGACAAGGCCAGCACUCCCUCCCAUCUCUCACCGGGGUGACAGAAGGCAGUCUCUCCCAAGCUGGUGGACCUUCUGAAUCGUACUGUCUGGGCUCCAUCAUCCUGUGCGGAUUUCACUUUCUCUUUAGGGGAUGCAUGUUUACAUUGGGGUGGGGCUCUGAGCCCACAGGAGUUAAAAAAAAAAAAACAAAAGAGAGCCCAGUGGA